Messenger RNA from Schistocerca serialis cubense, 2221 nucleotides. RefSeq names its product choline O-acetyltransferase (gene ChAT). The record is from RefSeq and is a predicted model, not a curated record. NCBI's taxonomy places the organism in Eukaryota, Metazoa, Arthropoda, Insecta, Orthoptera, Acrididae. Gene Ontology annotation, molecular function: choline O-acetyltransferase activity. Gene Ontology annotation, biological process: acetylcholine biosynthetic process; neuromuscular synaptic transmission. Gene Ontology annotation, cellular component: neuron projection; cytoplasm. The transcript is spliced from 9 exons. Bases 19 to 1692 code for a protein of 557 amino acids.
GACUGGUGGCUGACCGACAUGUACCUGGGCAACCCGCUGCCGCUGCCGAUCAACUCCAACCCCGGCAUGGUUUUCCCGCCGCGCAGCUUCCGCUCGGCGCACGACCAGGCGCAGUUCGCGGCGCGCUUCCUGCGCUGCCUGCUUGACCACAAGGACGUGCUCGACUGCAAGGCGCUGCCCGUGGAGCGCGCGACGAGCCGCGAGAAGGGCCAGCCGCUGUGCAUGGCGCAGUUCUACCGCCUGCUGGGCCACUGCCGCACGCCGGGCGCGCCGCGCGACUCGCUGCACGACCACGCGUCGCGCAGUCACCACGUCGCCGUCGUCUGCAGGAACCAGUUCUACGCGGUGCCGGUGCGGGAGGAGCCGAGCGGCGCGCGGCUGUCGGAGCGCGAGCUGUGCGCGCAGCUGAUGCACGUGCUGCGCGAGGCGCCCAGCCUGCCGCCGGCGCCGCCGCUGGGGCUGCUGACGGCGCAGCGCCGCGACGUCUGGGCGGCGCACCGACACCUGCUGAUGCAAGACGAGCAGAACCGCGCCAGCCUGGAGCAGCUGGAGUCGAGCCUGGUGCUGGUGUGCCUGGACGAGCCGCUGCCCGCCAGCUUCAACAGCCGCACCCUGCGCGAGAGCCGGCCGGAGGUCGCCAGGGGCCACCAGGUGGCGGGCCGCGACGAGACCAACAUGGCGCACCAGAUGCUGCACGGCGGCGGCUCCGCCCUCAACGGCGCCAACCGCUGGUUCGACAAGACGGUGCAGGUGGUGGUGUCGAGCGACGGCGUGUGCGGGCUGUGCUACGAGCACUCGCCGGCGGAGGGCGUGGCGGUGGUGCAGCUGAUGGAGCAGGCGCUGGCGGGCUGCGCCGACCUGCCGCCCGCGCCCUCCGAGCCGCCGUGCGCGCCGCCCCACCUGCCGCCCCCGCGCCGCCUGCUGUGGCGCCCCGACGCCGCCCUCAGGGAGGCGCUCCAGCGCGCCGCGCAGCACCUCGACGGCUUGGUGGAGGACUUAGACUUCUACGUCUAUCGCUAUGCAGGCUACGGGAAAGAAUUCAUUAAAUCGAGCAAAGUCAGUCCUGAUGCCUAUAUUCAGCUAGCGUUGCAACUAGCGUACUUCAAGCUCAACCGUCGGCUCGUGGCAACUUACGAGAGUGCGUCUACGAGGCGGUUCCGGCUGGGGCGAGUGGACUGCAUCCGGUCUGCCACUCCGGAGGCCCUGCAGUGGGUGACGGCGAUGUGCCAGGAUGAGGACGAUGGGACACAGCCUUCUGGAAAACGGGUAACAUUCAGCCUCUAUGAUGAAAAAAAGAAGCUUGAGCUGUUUGAUGCUGCAAUCAAAAAACAAACGGAGAUAAUGGUUGAUAACAUUUUAGGUCAGGGUAUUGAUAUCCAUUUGCUUGGUCUCAGAGAAAUGGCUAAAGAGCUUGGGGAACCAUUGCCAGAAAUUUUCUCUGAUGAUUCAUACAAAAUUGCCAAUCAUUUCUCACUGUCUACUAGUCAGGUUGCAACAGCAACUGACAGCUUCAUGGGUUAUGGACCAGUUGUUCCUGAUGGGUAUGGUGCAUCAUAUAACCCAAGACCAGAUACCAUCACUUUCUGUCUUUCAGCAUUUCACUCGUGCCACACUACAAGUACAUGGAAGUUUGCUCACAGCCUUGAAGAGAGUCUUAACAGAAUGCAACAACUGGUUGGCAAUCGACAAUAGAACCAACAUUUGUUGUUUACAAAGAAUAAAUUCUGUUGAAGCCAAUAUUAAGCUAGUAAGGAUGCUAUUAGAAACUCACUCAGUAUUACAGGAACCAAAUACCUCUUCAUUUCUCUUAUUACUAUGAUCACACUGCAACACAUUUCCUCAUAGGAAAUGCUGAAACAAUCUCUAAAAAUUGAAAUUAUGCAAUAUUUUCCUACUAGGAAUACACAUCAAUAAGAAUAAAUACGCAGUAGGUUCCGAAAACAAUAUGAAAGUUUCUGUGUAUGCCUCAACAAAUUACAAUAAAUAGCAUGUUUAGUUUAUCAUUGGCAAUCAAAAAAGAAGGUAAAUUUACUAUUCUACUUUCAGGAGUUUAUUAGAUACAUAACAGGAAAUUGGUUUUACAAUGUUACUGUAAUCACUAUGCACAACAUAAUAUGUAGCUAAGAGGAGUACCAGCACAUACAGCUCCAGCAGAUAUUUAGAGAUCUUAUGCACAAUACUAAUAGAUGGCACUUAUUUCAUUAAUUAGAUUUCUUUUGUA